Messenger RNA from Sebastes umbrosus (honeycomb rockfish), 1582 nucleotides. Its product is annotated as DDRGK domain-containing protein 1-like. The record is from RefSeq and is a predicted model, not a curated record. Bases 119 to 1006 code for a protein of 295 amino acids. Lineage: Eukaryota; Metazoa; Chordata; Actinopteri; Perciformes; Sebastidae. The transcript has 8 exons.
GUUUGCCAACCAAGAAGAAGAAUCGCGGAGCUUCCGGUUCUGGUCCACACAGUUGGAGACUAAAAUAAACGUAGAAAAAUAGCAUAUAUAUUAGAUAAAGUAUAUUUUGAUAACAGCUAUGGAUGUCGCUCUGUACCUGAUAGCUGCUGCCAUCCUCAUUGUUCUGAUUGUGUUCGCGUUGAAGCUGCGGAGGAAGACACAGGAAGGUGAUGAGGAGCAGCGGAGGGAUGUCGUCCGGGCAGCGGGACCCCCUCAGCGGGCAGCGGAGGAGCGAGGUGCCGGGAUGCCUCGCAGGAGGAGGAACCUCGCUGCGGUGAUGGCUAACAGACGGCCACAGAGAGAAGCUGUGGAGCAAGAGGAGGAGCGUGUGGAGGAAGAAGAGGCGGAGCCGCAGGACUUCCAGCCGACCGCUAAAGUUGGAGCCAAGAAGCAGAAGAAGCUGGAGGAGAAACAGGCCAAGAAAGCCCAGAGAGAGGCGGAGAUGGAGGAGAGGGAGGAGAGGAAGAAGAUGCAGGAGCUCCGAGAGCAGGAGAGACGUCAGGAUGACGACAGAGAACGACAGCAGGAGCAGAAACAGGAGGAGGAGGAACGCCGGGCUAAAGAGGAGCAAGAAAAACGGGAGGAGGAUGAGUACUUAAAACUCAAAGCCUCCUUCGUCGUAGAAGACCAGGGAGAGGAGGAGCAGCUCACUGAGGACCAGUCACGCAACCUGCUGCAAGAAUUCAUCGAGUACAUCGAGACCUCUAAGGUGGUUCUCCUGGAGGACUUGGCGUCCCACUUUGGGAUGAGGACACAGGAUGCGAUUGACAGACUGCAGGACCUGUUGGCUGAAGGCUCCCUCACAGGAGUGAUUGAUGACCGAGGGAAGUUUAUCUCCAUCACUCCAGAAGAGCUGGACUCAGUGGCUCAGUUCAUGAGACAGAGAGGCAGAGUGUCCAUCACAGAGCUGGCUCAGGCCAGUAACUCUCUGAUCAACCUGACACCCGAGAGCCGCAGCACCGCCUGAUGGACACCUGGACGACCGUCUUCACGAGACUGCUGGACAAUGAUAUAAUCUGUGUGUAGAAAAGCACACAGUGGACUGUUCAUCUGCUAUCGGCUGCUGUUUGGUGGUGAUGUUAUCACGGCUCAGUAGCCUUUAUUCACCAGUAGGUGUCUGAGUUUGAGUCACCUAUAAAUUGAAAGUUACAUACAGUUACUACUGUGUAUGACAUUAAAUGAACAAGCACAUGAAAAACAGUGUUUGAGCAUUGUUGCAUUUUAAAAUUUGGAAAAAAAAUACAGUUUGAUUUGUCACAUCUUUUAUGUGUUUGGUUUUUAUAACGAUCAAAUAAGGGCUGUGAGAGGAUAAAUGUACUAAUUAAAUCAAACACCACACCUAACAUGCAAUGGGAAAUGUCUAUCUGAGUUGAUCCAAGUUAGCAGGGCCGGCUCGGGUUCAACCCCCCAGAACCCUGACCCUAGCCCCCGUAAACAGCAACACACAUCAGACAUCACAAUGGUUUUAAGUCAAAAAUUAAGAUUUUUAUUUUCAUAAAUAACUGCAUUUAUUAUGAUAUAAAUAAACAAUUGGUCCCUGAUA